GGAAAUCCCCAGAUCUGUCACUGCAGUAUAUACUAUUGUGUCUGAGCCGGGCUCGAAACAUUGUCCAGCAAUCCCACGUAACUCAGAUAUUCCGCUACACUACACUGUUCGACAUCUUUCAAUCGAAGCAAGACACCCACCGCCAGAAUGUCCUCGCCUCCUGAGAUUGACUACGCAUGGACACCCACAGCCGCAACCCGCUGGGAACGGCCCCUCGACGAAGCCGAGCAGUUCUACACCUCCCUCGCCAAAGCGCACGAGGCCACCGGCCGCGUCUUCUUCGCCAUAACUGGCUCGAUCACCUGCUCCCUCCCCAUCCAUGGGACGAAUCGGCCUGACACGGAGCGCAGAAUGGUGGACGCGCUGCGCCAGGCGUGGCUGCAGCUGCGCUACGACCAUCCGACCAUCGCCGUGCAGGUGGGGUACGUCCUGCCGCAGGGAAGGUGUAGGAAGGUGUACGAGACGUUCUCGGACGCGUACACGCCGGCGGACUGGCUGGAGAAGACGUUUCGCGUCGUCGACGCGGGCGUCACGGGGCAGGAGUGGUGUAACUCUGACCCGCCGGUGCCGGACUUGCCGACGCUGUUUCUCAUCAAGGAAGGGUCAGGCCCGCACGGCGACGAAGGACGCGUGCACGCGACCGUGGUUCUGAGGGCGCGACAUGAUAUCAUCGAUGGGGUGGGGACGCUGAUGCUGUUCGAGAAUCUGUUCCAGCAUGCGGCGCGGGCGUACGAGACCAGCCCGUCGGGGUAUACACCGCCGAAGUUUGGCGGGGAGUGGGUGAAUCUGAGUCCGCCGCUGCGAGUGGCGGCGGGGAUCCCGGCGCGAUUAAGCUCGGAGCAGGAAGCGCGCAUGCGGGAGAUCCUGGAGUUUAAUGCUGCCCUUAAGAGGGAGGUAGAGAUUGCCAGUGUGCCAUUCAAUCGGCAGGCAAGCUUGCCGGGAAGACAUCAGAGGGUGGCGAUCAUGCUGUCCGCGGAGACAACCGCACGGGUGCUGGCGGCGUGCAAGGCGGCGGCGCUCAGCAUCACGCAUGCCUAUCACGCUGCCAUCGCGCUCGGUGUGCGGGACGUCCAGGAGCGGCAGCCCGCAGCGCGAGUGGUUCGGUAUCUCAAUUACAGUCUCAUCAAUGAGCGCGGCCAUUGCGCGGCGCCGUACAAUACCGCCGCGCAUCCGACCGCAGUGUACCACUCGGUCUCGGGGCGCGGGCUGGCGGUCGACCUGACUGUUCGUGCGUCGUCGGACUCGAAGGAUCUGGUCUCUGAAGAGACGAGGAGACAGGAGUUUAUGGACACCGCGGGGAUGAUCCGGGAUUUCUACCUCGACAUUCGCGAUGAUGCAGAGCACAUUGAUCUUGUUCCCUCGUACUGGGCAAUGUCGACGAUCCCUUAUCCGGCGGAUGGAAAGACCCCGCCGGUCCCGCCGCGGAAUGAGACGCCGUCGGUCUCGAUUUCCAGCAUGGGCGUUCUGGACCGAGUGAUCAGGCCGAAUCAAGGGAGCUUCGAGCUAGAGGAUCCCUGGGUGACGGGCGAGGAGCUGGGGACCGGCCUUGGGCUGUUCCUUGGAACAUGGAAGGGGAGAUUAACACUGAGCGGAGCGUACAAUGACGCAUUUCAUGCUGAAGAGGAGGUGUUGAGGCUCCUUCGGCGAUGUAACCAGAGCACACUUCAUGGCCUGGGGAUUGAGACAUCGGAUUGA
This is a messenger RNA of Aspergillus uvarum CBS 121591, 1695 nucleotides long. RefSeq lists its product as uncharacterized. The coding region runs from base 148 to 1695 and encodes 515 amino acids. NCBI's taxonomy places the organism in Eukaryota, Fungi, Ascomycota, Eurotiomycetes, Eurotiales, Aspergillaceae. The record is from RefSeq and is a predicted model, not a curated record. The transcript has a single exon.